AAAAACGGAGACCAAGUCCGGCACUAACCUACAUGCCGCCUCCUGGUCAGCACUUCCAUUCACAUUCCAAUGGAAGCUUCCCGCCUUGCUCCUCGCAGAAAUUUCACAGAACCCUCUAACAAGUUUGUCAAAUGAAACCACCUUUCAACUAUGAUGACACUUUAGAAUUAAAUUAAAACUCUAUGUCUUGUUUUGAUUCUUAUCAACCCCAACCUCUGUCUCUCUCUCUCUCUCUCUCUCUCUGAAAAUGCAUACUCAUCUCUUCCCAAGCUCUCUUCUCUUCUCUGUCAUCAUAACCUUCGUCCUCAUUCCGACGUCUUCGUGCGCCGAUGAGCGAUACGCGAACUGCAGCGCAACGUUUGAGUGCGCAAACAUUCCGAGCAUCGCAUACCCUUUCUGGGGCGGAAACCGCCCCGAGUACUGCGGCCACCCUAGGUUCGAGCUGGCCUGCGACGGUGAUUUGCCGGAGAUCAAAAUAGCGACCCAGUACUACCGAGUCCUUAAUAUUGAUAAUACAACGCACACCCUCACCGUCGCCCGAUCCGAUUAUUGGAACAACUAUUGCCCGGCGAGCUUGGCCAACACUUCCCUCGACUUCGCAAUCGUCAACUACGCUCCGUAUAAUCAGAACCUCACUCUCUACUACGGUUGCAAUUCUGCACUGCCUAGUGAGGUUUCGGUAUUCUCUAAUGCUUCGACUCAGUUUAGUUGUGCCAUAAACAAUAGGAACCUCACCGGCUACUUGCAAUUAUUUGACCCCGGCGCAACCACAUCUUCGAUUUUGAAAUAUCUCAGCGACUGCGAUUACAGCGUCCUGGUACCGGUCUUACAGUCAGCGGCUGAGAAGUUAGAGACGAGCUUAACACCGCUAACAAGCCUGGUUUCGGCGUUGAGGGGCGGAUUUGGGGUGCAGUGGGAUGCAAAUAACAGGGGGUGCGAUGAAUGCGAGGCGUCAGGCGGAGCGUGCGGGUACGAUUCCGGCGACUUCGCGUGCUAUUGCAGGAAUGGGACGUUUCCGACUACUUGCGGUGACGCAGGUCAUCGACGAAAAAAUUUUAUAGGUCAAGGAGGCUAUGGAGGAGUAUAUAAAGGAAAGCUAUUUGAUGGUCGUGCUGUAGCAGUGAAACUCUUAAUAAGAAAGUCCACAAGAAAUGGAGAAGAUUUCAUAAAUGAAGUUGCUAGCAUUAGUAGAACAUCCCAUGUUAAUAUUGUCACUCUUCUUGGUUUUUGCUAUGAGGGAAGUAGAAGAGCUCUACUCUAUGAAUUUAUGCCCAACGGAUCUCUUGACAAGUUCAUAUAUGAUCAUAAAUCUCCAAGUAAUUGUCAUAACUUGACGUGGGAAACAUUGUUGCAAAUUGCAGUUGGCAUUGCCCGAGGGCUAGAGUACUUGCACCGAGGUUGUACAACAAGGAUUUUGCAUUUUGACAUAAAACCUCACAAUAUUCUUUUGGAUGAGUACUUUUGCCCCAAAAUUUCUGAUUUUGGCCUUUCUAAGCUAUGUCAUGGAAAAGAAAGUAUUGUGUCGAUGAUGGACACCCGUGGUACUUAUGGGUACAUUGCUCCAGAAGUCUAUUGUAGAAACUUUGGAGGGGUUUCUUACAAAUCUGAUGUUUAUAGUUAUGGGAUGCUAGUUCUUGAAAUGGUUGGAGGAAGAAGGAAUAUCGAUGUUGAAAGAUCUCAUACUAGUGAGAUAUAUUUUCUGAAUUGGAUAUAUAAGCACCUUGACCUAGAGGAGGAUUUGAGACUUCUUGAAGUAGUGACUGCUGAGGAAGAAGAAAUGGCAAGGAAGAUGAUUCUAGUGAGCUUGUGGUGCAUUCAAACGAUUCCAUCAGAUAGACCAUCAAUGACAAAGGUGGUGGAGAUGUUGGAAGGAAGUCUUCAAUCACUAUCCAUUCCCCCAAAGCCUACACUAUCUUCUGCUUAAGAUCAUACCAACAUACUUCCACUUCAUCACCGUCAUAAAACCUAAUUCUACAAGUUGAUGUUCUCUCAUUGGAAUUAUAAGAGAAGCAUUCUUCAAAUAUUGAUCCUUGCCAAAGGAUUAAUGCAAAACAAUACCACCUUACACUUUGCCUAAUGUUGAAAAUGUCAUUUUAUUAUUUUGAUUCAAGCUCCCAUUAGAGAAGGGGUCCACGAGCCUAUACAUAUGAUUUCAAA
Molecule: messenger RNA, 2157 nt
Organism: Malania oleifera
Lineage: Eukaryota; Viridiplantae; Streptophyta; Magnoliopsida; Santalales; Ximeniaceae
Product: LEAF RUST 10 DISEASE-RESISTANCE LOCUS RECEPTOR-LIKE PROTEIN KINASE-like 2.1
Exons: 3
Coding region: 248-1924 (558 amino acids)
Biological process (GO): protein phosphorylation
Molecular function (GO): ATP binding; protein kinase activity; polysaccharide binding
Source: RefSeq, a predicted model, not a curated record